GGUGUACACCAUCCACUGCAAAGCAUUAUCUAACGGGUUUGAAUUGCCAUCAUGCUUGGUUGGGUAGGCAUGGUGUGCGUGUGUGGUGUGGUGUGGUAUUCACAUGAUAUGUGAUUCUGAUUCUGUCCAUGGGAAGGAGAUAGUUACUUGGUACCUUUGUCCUGCGUCUUUCCUCUUUCCUCUCUUUCCUCAGCCUUGUGACCAGCUUACUCACGCCGUCUCACGUAGUUGAGUAUCAUGAUCCAAAGACUUCUCGCUCGUGCAUGGGGCGAGAGAUGAUGUUCUUGUUCUUGCGAGCGAGGAUAGGAUGGGAGGAGCUUGGCUAUCCAUAUCUAGAAUCAUUAGUUCCAACCACCGAGGGCCCAAUGUCCCAAUGAAGGCAAACUAGUUCUCGCAAGGGAGUGACAACUUUUGGCCUCAUCUAAUCUCAGCCAUCUCCAUCACCUCAAUUCAACCACCCAUCCCACUCUAGUCGCCUUAGUACAAUCAAUUAGUGAACGAAUGGAGAUAUCAUGCUUCACUAAAGCCAUUCGUGCUACUUCUCUUCCUCCUUAUCAACGACCCAAGGCUCAAGGGACCAAAACGAUUAUGGACCGGUCCCGCUUUCCGGCUCUUUACAAUCCGCUCCAUUUGAUAAUGUCCACGAUGGAUGAUUGCAAGAAUGAGUCUUAUUGUCUUGUCCAAAGUUAUCUGAUGACUCGAUGAGAACAAAGAGAGCAGAUUUGCAUACGUUCUUCACUUGGACAUCCUAUUUGCCAAUUCAUUUCUGCUUCCCAUUUUUAUUCGCAUUUUUCCAUUCUAUCUGAGCUGGCAAUUGCUGCAGGAGAGCCAAUAUAAGAGUUUUCCUCCCCCUUCCAUAGGACGCCAGUAACCUUGACAAGCCAUCUUGCAUAUCCCGUCGCAUUCUACCACAAUACCAAUACCAAUCCUCGGAACGCACUUACACCAGAAGGACCCAAGGAAGACGUUGUAGAACCCACACACCAGUACCUUGCCCAUAUACCCUUGGUGUACAGCCGACCGUCCACGCACUACACAUACCAAGUUCGUACAAUUCAUAGAAAACUCUCCGCUCGGGAAAGCAUCUUAUAAGUCCCCGCCCCUCUACGCAUGCAAGCAAGAUUGCUAUUACUACCAACCAUAUCCAUACUUGCCACAUCCAUACCUGCCAUACAUCCAGUCCCGUCCAAUCCAAUCCAAGUCUCGUCUUUAUAUUGAGCCUCCCCUCUUGCCUUUGGUUCGGCUUAUUGCAGGAAUUUUGCAGCUAAAAAGUGCCAAAAGAACCGCUCCAACAAAAUUUAUAUCGUCCGAAGGCACCCCCACAUCAUCAUUUGUUGCUUCAUUUGUGGCUCAUGCAGGAGAUAGAGCUUCCAGUUAAGCACUUUCAAUACCACCCUAGAGUCCCUGAAUAACUACUGUCUUUUUGCGAAAAGAAUAAAACCCUCCACCGACCCCCCAAACAGAGAAAUUCACACUUUUGGUUUUGGCCAACGUUCAGCUGAAUCGAGACAAAGGUUCUGCAUUUGUCUUAUUGCGCGUGGAAUUUCGACUGUAUAGGAAGGGGGAUGCAUUUGUGGAUAGAUCAUCUGAGUUGUUGACCUUUCUCAAUUGAUUGGAGAAAGCGCCUCCUUUGUUCGUCUCAUUUUCAUCUGGGAACAUAUUCUCUUCAUUCAAUUUCGAACAUUAAAUACAUCAACCAAUUGAUUUGAAGCCCCGUCAACUCAAAACAAACUCUCUCGAUUGAGGACAGGUUUCUUUCGGGAAUUCGAAACUUCCAAGUCUCGUUGUCUUGCUUUGGUUCUCUUGCUUCGGGUGGCUGCAAGGUACUAUAGCCCACGAGGGUCGGCUUGCAUCAAUCCCUGGCAUUGUACCGACGGCGGGGAAGCCGAAAACUGGAGAAACGAAAAGCAUUAUGAAUGCUCAAAUAUCAUUUAUUAAAGGCGAAUUCAGCCUAAUCCAUAUACCACUACCUCUAUACUCUUUGCUGUUGCAACCAAUCUUGAGAGUUUUGCUGCCAUAUAAGGAAGCAGACCCAGCAGCUGAGAAUGAAGAUGAAGGAGAAAGUAUAGUGUUUGAUGAAGAACAUGGUUUUCUUAACAUCAGUGUAACCCCAAUUGAAUGCUCAGUUGUCUGUCAUAAGUCUUGGGCGGAAACUGUCUUUCAACCAAUUGUCGAUGCUUUGCCCAACGAUGAAAACAAUCAGGUUCAGAUAUCAACAGAUACCUACAUUGUUUUCUCUGUAGACAGCACUGGUACUGAUGCAGGCCAAAGGGUCAUGGAUCUCACCUCACCUCUCGCCAUGGCCGGCGUUCCCAUUUUCUUCAUCACAACCUACUUCACAGAUUUCAUCCUUGUUCCCUCCAAAGACCGCCAUAAAGUUGGCCAAACCCUUCUCUCUCGCGGCUUUGAAUUUUCCGAAGAAGAAUCCGCCUACGUCGUCCCAACCCCAACAUCUCACUCCCGAGGCCCUAGUUCCAACUCCAACCCGCCAUCCACUCCUCCCCCCUCCAACAUCGCCGAGCUCCAAGCCCGCACCUUUAAACAUCUCAAGCGGAGAAACGUAAAACCGUUCGUGCAGCCUGGACUCCACCUCAUUCAAUGUUCUGGUCGCGACCGCGAAAUGGAAGAUCGUCCCAUCUCAAACGGGAACGGAAAUGGUACGCAUACCUCCUCCCCCCUCGAUAAACUCAACACCCGUCUCUACAUCUCCAUCAUCUCAGCGCUGUUACAUCAACCCACUUUCCUCUCCCUCACCAUCUCCCUCGAAGAAGGCUCUUCUCUCCUCCUCGACAAAUCUCUCCUCCCUCUCUUCGGAAACUCAAUUCAGGGAGAUACGGAUGGGGAUCUUGUGCCGAUUUUCCUUGAUCUGGUGGAUUUACCGUUGGAAAGUACCGGGAUUGUGUGUGGCGUGGCGGGGAAGUUGGUCGAUGAAAUGCGCAUGAAUGAUCGCCCGGAGGAAGAAGGCGGAUGUGUAUUUGGAAGAGAAUUAUCGUAUUUAAGUACGGCGCGGGCGGGCGCAGUGGUGUUAAGUGUUGAGGGGAGUGAGAGAGCGUUAGAGAUGCUGGGAGGGUUACUGGAUCGGGAGGUUGGGGGGUGAGGGUAUCCGUGAGGAAGGAACGGGGAGGUUGUUAUAUAUGUGUUCUAAUUCUAAUUUCGGACAUGGAAGAAUGGAGUCGCAUGGUUACAUGGGUGCAUACUACAAGGUCGGGAGAAAAUUGAAAAGAAGCAAGCGAAGAAGUGCAUACUUACAUAAGGGAGGCGAGAUUUGUUAUUUACCUACCAGGCGAGGCGGGUGGCUGAUUUGCUUACUUGCUACGUGCGAUGCAUAAAAGGAGUUUUUUUUUGUUGUUACUUGCACUGCACUGUACUUUCGGGAUGGGAUAGGGAAGGCAGAGGAAAGAAAAGGAAUGGAUGAAUGGAGUAGGAUAGGUUAUUAAAAAAGUUGAAUGGGUUGAGAUAGGAGUGUGGAAUAUUAAUUUAAUUUAAUUUGGUCUUGUUUGUUUGUCUGUUAGUAUGAGAUAAAUGUGGGUGUUGGUGUUGGGGAGCGUGAGAUGAGAGAGGGAUGGUAGUUGAGUGGGUGGGUUUAUGUAGGAGAUGAAAGGAGAGAGAGAAGAUGAGAUGAGAUAAUAGGAAAAGAGGAAAGAUGUGAGAUGAGAUGAGAGAAGCAGAAUGGAAGUAAAGGUGGGUGGUGAAAGUACGGCGAGGGUUAUGAGAUGAAUCAACGAAUGUAGAUAUAUAGUGUAUACCAUACAAUCUAUACUCACAUCUAUCUAUCAAUCCUCAUAGUUGAAAUAAGAUGA
Botrytis cinerea B05.10 is the source of this 3800-nucleotide messenger RNA. RefSeq lists its product as hypothetical. Gene Ontology annotation, cellular component: cytosol. The record is from RefSeq and is a predicted model, not a curated record. Lineage: Eukaryota; Fungi; Ascomycota; Leotiomycetes; Helotiales; Sclerotiniaceae. The transcript is spliced from 3 exons. Gene Ontology annotation, biological process: cellular response to L-arginine; regulation of intracellular signal transduction. The coding region runs from base 1913 to 3097 and encodes 394 amino acids.